Dioscorea cayenensis subsp. rotundata (Guinea yam) is the source of this 500-nucleotide messenger RNA. RefSeq lists its product as uncharacterized. The transcript is spliced from 4 exons. Bases 1 to 450 code for a protein of 149 amino acids. NCBI's taxonomy places the organism in Eukaryota, Viridiplantae, Streptophyta, Magnoliopsida, Dioscoreales, Dioscoreaceae. The record is from RefSeq and is a predicted model, not a curated record.
AUGGAUAAACUUUACUGGGGGUUAAAUAUAUCUCGAUUGUUUCCUUGUUCUUCGAGCGUGGUUCCUGGCGGGAGGUGGAACGCAGCUCAACGUUGGCGAUCAGGGCUGCACUUCUCCGGUGGUUCCUGGCGCCCUUCUCUCAUUCUGCCCCAACUCUCGAUCAAUCUCCAUCUCGAUCCUCAACUGGGACGCCUUCCACUCCUCCCCAUCCAGAAAUUGCGAGGAACGGCUGCGUUGUUGAAUCUAAGGCCUUCGAAACACCUGAACCGCUUCGCAUGGAAUCCUAACUCCGGCCACAAGAAGAAUGAGAUUAUAUUCCCUUUUCUCCCUUUCCCUCUCCGAAAUUGGGGGUCGACUUCGGCCUUACUCCCUACUGCGAGGAUCAGAUCGCGCAAAGCAAUGUACAGUUACAAAACAUAUAUUUACCAAAUCCAUAAGAGACUUCUUUAAAUACAACCCAGCAACCCUUCUCGGCAUUCAAAGCCCCGAGAUCAAACCCC